AUGAUGGACCUUUUUGAGACCAACACUUAUCUUUUCAACGAUUUGCGCUAUCUGGAGGAGGGGGAGCAUGGACCACUGCAGCACUUGGACAUGGCGGGGGUAUCUCCUCUGUACAACGGCAAUGACAGCCCGCUGUCACCGGGGCAGGAUAAUGUUCCGUCGGAGACCGGGGGGGAGAGCAGCGGGGAGGAGCACGUCCUUGCGCCGCCGGGGCUCCAGGCGCACUGCGACAGCCAGUGCCUCAUCUGGGCCUGCAAGAUCUGCAAAAGAAAGUCCGCGCCGACGGACAGACGCAAGGCCGCUACGCUCCGGGAGAGGAGGAGGCUCAAGAAGAUCAACGAGGCCUUCGACGCGCUCAAGAGGAAGACCGUGGCCAAUCCCAACCAGCGGCUACCCAAAGUGGAGAUUUUACGCAGCGCGAUAAACUACAUAGAGAAAUUACAGGACCUGCUGCAAACGCUGGACGAGCAAGAGAGAGCGCAGCAAAACGGCUCAUCUUACAAUUUUAACGUCAAAGAACAAAGUGAGGCCAAUCAGGACUACCAUUGGAAAAAGUCCUCUGAAACCUGGCAGACCGCAGCUGAGCAUUCCAGUGUUGCCCUGAUGAACCAGAGAGAGGGAACCAACGAGUCUUCUGCAUCAUCCAGUCUCCUGCGUCUUUCGUCUAUUGUGGACAGCAUCACCAGCGACAAGAAACCCAGCUUCAGCGAAGAAGUCUCCGAAAACUAAACUGUUGUUGGAGACACUGAAUAGACAAAGAAAGUGCCUUUUUAAUAUUUUCACAUUUCCAUUGUUUAUCACUAAAUUAUUUCCACCUUAUUCAGCCGCUAUGGCCUCUGUUUGUUAUGUAGUAGUCUCCAUUUGUACAGCACGAACAGCAACUGAGCUGCUCUUUCGCAGAUGAAAAUUUGAUAUGUACAUAUUUUAUAAUAUUGUGAUAUUUAAAUUGCUUAAUUUAUUUUGUAUUCAAAAGCA
Myripristis murdjan (pinecone soldierfish) is the source of this 975-nucleotide messenger RNA. RefSeq names its product myogenic factor 6 (gene myf6). Gene Ontology annotation, biological process: positive regulation of myoblast differentiation; muscle organ development; positive regulation of skeletal muscle fiber development. The record is from RefSeq and is a predicted model, not a curated record. The transcript has 3 exons. Gene Ontology annotation, molecular function: RNA polymerase II cis-regulatory region sequence-specific DNA binding; protein dimerization activity; DNA-binding transcription factor activity, RNA polymerase II-specific. Bases 1 to 729 code for a protein of 242 amino acids. Lineage: Eukaryota; Metazoa; Chordata; Actinopteri; Holocentriformes; Holocentridae.